AUGGAUGCAGAGCCGUGCAUGGCCAUCGAGGAGGCCUUACUGAAGCCGUAUCCGAAUGUCGAGCCCAUUUGGGGGCAGCAGAUGCAUUGGGGGACUUGCUUGCACAGCUUAGUGAAGGAGUGCAGAUCUACAUGGGGGAUUCAUUGGCCCAGGGAAUGCAUUCUGCUGUGUGGCACGGCUGCUGAGCUGCAGGAGCCCUUUCGUUUGCAGCCUCUUGCCCGGCAUGUCUUAUGUGUUCUUAGCACGGACAAUCACUGGGCCGUGGCAGCCGGCCGACGUGCUGAAAGGGAGCUCCUAGUCUUUGACGGGCUUCAGCUGCCCGGCAUCUUGGACCUUGCUGAGGCUGUCGCAGAGCAUGCACGUGAGCGUUGGGGCCAGGAGAUGAUUGUGGUGCCUAUGAAGGUGCCUCGACAGGAGGACUCGUGGAGUUGCGGACAUCGCGUGCUGGCUGCUAGCCAGUGGGUGCUUAAAGAACGAUGCAGCUCGUGGCCUCUGCAGCCCGAGGAGGGUUGCCUGGCUUUGUUGGAUUCUCAGGCAGGCGUCAAGAAGGAGGCAAAGGAGGAGGAGGAGGAGAGCAGGGACGAUGACCAGGCUUUGGUGGCCAAGUCCGGCCAGAAACGGCCACAGGUGCUGGAUGACGACGACGAGGAUGAGGAUGCUGACCCAGCACAACCAGCACGCAAGCGGAGGCGAAAGCUGACCGCCAAGCAGCAACAGCAGCAGAUCAUCGACCAGGGCAAGAAAAGGGCUGCCAAAGGGGGUGUGACCUUCAACAAGAACUUUCAGUCAGUGCACAGCAGCAACAAGGAUGCUUGUCCUGAAGGGCAUUGGGUGAAGUUCUUGACUGCACUUGGCAAGCAGAGCAGCUUGAGUUGCAAGUCGUGCCGACAGCUACGUGACUUGAUCCAGGCUCCUGCUGGCCAAGAAGUCGUACCUGUGCAGGCCGAGCAGGCAGUCGUGGCUGCUCGGCCUUAUUCAGGAUCUGGCCGGCCACCGGGUGGCUCCAAGGCUACAGCCUUGGACUCGUGGUUGGCUCGGGAGAGGCCAGGCAUCUACACCCAUGUGACAGGAAGUGUCUGGUGGUGCCGAGCCUGCAAGAUCGAGUGCAACUUCCAGCGAUCUAGUCAGUCCGGCGCGAAGUAUGUGAGGGGCCACGAAGGUCCGACACAUCGGAAAAUGCUACGAAAUAUGCAAACUCAGGACGCCAAGCCCGAGCAGUGUCGUGGGGUUCGUGUCGGCAAGAAAGACAGUCUGUCCCUGGACAGGUUCCAGGAGUCCAUUGAAACCUGGGUCAGAGCUGGGAUGCUACGCACAGUGGACCCCAAGCAUCCGGAGAAGGAUCCUUUGGAGGCAUGCAUGUUCUAUUGGGAGCAGGAGGUUUUGGUCAUGAAGGCCAGGGCAUGCAAGGGUCACGGCCCCAUAUGUCCGGAGUGCCGCAACCUGGCAGACAGGGCCAUGCUGCACCGAGCCAUCUGCAAAUGGGCCUGCAUCAUCGACCAGGCCCACUUGGGCCAGCAGGUGGUUUAUGGAGGCCGCGAGGAUGUGAUGCAGGCCAAGGAGAAGAUGUUCAACUCGGACUACUACACCUGGAACGACAUCCGCAGCGAGGUGGACAGGUAUCUGGCGAUAGAUGACCACUUGUCCCUGCUGAUGGCGAUCAAGCGGAGGAUGUGCUCCAUCCCUUACGGCCUCCGAACAAAGGCAUUGGCGGAAUGGUUGGAGGCGAACAUCCUCAACUUGCGGUACACUGAGGCGCCCGAGGCAGAGAUGCAGGCUCUGAAGCAGCUCUGCAAGCAGUUCCGUGGCAACAUCGUGGACGGUUCUGUGGAGAAGCGAGAUUUGGAGGUAGUAGCUGCCGGGGGUUUGGCUUCCAACCGAGUGCUGGGUUGCUUGGUACACUCCUUCUUCGACAUGCAGACUCGGUUGGAGAAAGGGCACACGGCCCGCCCCCUCAGCGGUCGGCAUCUGGACGACGACACCUUUGAGGAGAUCUACUUCAUGCUAGGUGUGUCGGCCCAAGCCAAGGACCUGCUGGCCAACUUCGGCGUCUCCUUGGGGCGCAAAGCGAAGCUGGACUUCCAGCACCCCAUGCUGCCGUGGCCCUUCCUGUCGAUGGAAUCCGAAGCAACCCUCGAUCACAAUGCAGAUGCCAUCGUCGAAAGGUUGCAGGUGCAUCAGCGGAGAAGCUUCUUCCUGUCGGUGGAUGAAACCUACUGGCAUCCAUCCUGGCAGGUGAUGUCUGGCUUGUGUGGCCCCGAAACUCGCACGGUCAUAGGGGGAUACUGGACCUCGGACCCCGAGGACUGUUAUGCCAAGCUUGAGAGUGCUAAGGGUUUGCAAGACUCCCGCAAAGCUCGCAUGUCCGUACACUAUACGAUCAGUCGAAGCGACACACUGCAGCAGAGCUAUGACGCUUGUAUGGUGCCGGUCAAGGCGAAGGACGGCCAGAAAAGCAGGAACCAGCUGGAAAUCUGUGGACAGCUGUUCGAGGCGUUUGCCCGGCGAAAUGCUGGGUGCUUGCCUAUCGGCAUUGCGUUUGAUGGAGGAUCGACGAACGUGGAGCUCAGCAAGCUCACCCUGGGGUUGUUGAGCGAGGAGGCUUUGGCUUCAUGCACGUUUUGGUGCAACUGCAGCUAUGAGCCAAUGCAACUGAAGCACCUUCCCUUCAAGAUCCUGCACUUCAAGGGCAAGCCCAUCUUUGGGUCCCAGGACUCGCUCCACUUCUUGAAGCGGUACACGCUUCACCAUUGCUCGGGGACACGCUCUGUGGAAUGGGGAGCAUUCACGGUCGACUUGAGCUGCAUGCUAUGUCGUGGAUUACCGUGGAAGGCUUUUGUAGGCUCCGAUGGCAUGUGUGACAACGAUGCACUCAUGCGUAUGAACGGAAGGUUCCUUCGCUCGUCCUGGGACUGUGCAGCCUGCCAUCUCUAUGCGCUGGUGGGUUCCCUGCUAUCCAGCCUGGGGCAAGGAUCGGAUGGGCUGCCAGCGAGGUCGAGGUUCUUCACUGCCUCCAGCUGCUACUACCUUUUGCUCUUGAACCUACAGGCUGCUCGGCUUGGGCAUGGGAGCUCUUGGAAGCAACGAUUCCUUCCAUUGACCACCAUCCGCAUCGGCAUCAAGAUCUGCGUGCAUGCCAUGCAACUCUGCAUGAAGCUUCCCGAGGACUGCCCGCUGCGGGCUUCCAGGUUCCAGGAGCGGGCAUCAGAGCUCUUUUUCUCGAGAGCCAAGAAGGACUACAGAGGCAGUCCUUCGUGCCGGGAUGGCAUUCUGGGAGUGCACAAGACGCACUUGAGCCAGCUCAAGGAGGACAUCGACCCGCCAAAGGUGGAGCAUGAUGUGGUGACUUUGGACCAGGCGCAACGUCUGCAUGCUGAAGCCUUCACCCUAACCUGCUUGUUUCAGUCCUGGAUCAGUGUGGGAAAGUCCAGGGCCCUGGUGGCAUCCAACUUCGAGCUUUGGUACAAAACCGAGGGCAAGAAGACCAUGAAUGACGAGGAGCUGGCGAUCGAUCUGGGAGUACACGAGGACCUGCCUCCGGAGGAGACCACCAUGGAUGAGUCCCAGGCGGAGGUGCUUGCAGCUUUGCAUGCUGUGGAGGACCACAAGUCCAUGAAGGAGAGCCUGCAAGCAUUGGCCGAAAACCCGGAGAAGCCCAAAGAUCCAGCGAAGGACAUGAUAGCAGCUGAGACCGAGCAGGAAUGCAACAGCUGGCGGAGAGUCCUGCACCAGUGGUCGGACUCGGAGGUCAUGGAGAUGACUGAGGACAGCUCUUACCAGGCAUGCCUGGACCGCAUCCACUUCAUGAUGCCACGGAUUCGGUGCUUCAUUCAAUCGAUCAGGCUGCGGGAAGGCCUGCUCAGCAAGGCACAGAUCCAAGGGCAAACCAAGGAGCUGUCUCCGUGGCACAGCUUGCAGCACGAGUUAGCGGUGGCCCGUGCAGCAUCCAUGGAAUGCGGGAGCCGGCAAAGCCGCUGCGCUGCAUGGCAGCAGGUGGCUGCCAAGGCGUUGCAGGGCACAGCUCAGCCGGGCGUUGCAGAGGGAGACGGCAUUGUCAAGUUGCAGCACCUGUGCCCGCGGAAGCAGGAUGAGAAGCCGCAAGUGGUGGUGUAUGUGAGCACUGAAAAGUCCGAGAAGAGGGUCAGCUUGGCCCUCGUGCUGACAGUGUUCAGGGGAGCCCUGCUGAAGGGCAAGGAAGGCAGUGACAAAGCUCCUCGAAAGCUGAAGGUCUGCAAGCCAGCUGUGUAUGCCCUGCCUGUCCAGAGCAUCAGUGCGUGCAGGGUACUCCACCUGACGGAGACUGGCCAUCUCAAGUACUUCGCUUGUGCUCUGAGCCCAACUGAGCUUCUGUGCCCAGCUGCACGAAUCCUGGGGCAUCUCCCUUGUGCCACCUGCGAGAUGUCCGAGACGAAGAUCCGUGUCAGCAUCAGCGAGGCUGCACACUUGCAGAUGCAAGCCCUUCAGGAGAAGCCCGAGCUCCUGGCGGCAAUGCCGAGCAGCGCCGAUGCAAUCGCAGAUGCCGGUGCAGACGAUGACACCGCUGAGUUCGAGAGCGAGGAGCAAACGUACAGCGCCUCGGAUUUCACAGCAUCGAUUGCAGGCUCGCAGAAGAUCGUGGCUUUCCUGACAUCGCUGCCUAAGCAGUGGAACGACAGGGGUGUGCCGAUCGUCGACGAGCAGAACAAGGUCAGCGUGCAGGGCACGGAUCAUCCAUGGAAGCACAUCUGUCUUCGUGCACCAGAAUUUCUGGACAAUGUGUACAGCGGCCCACCGAAGGGAUACGGCAGGUUCGUGGUUGCCCAGCUUAUGCAGAUCAUCCCUGCAGGGGACCUCCAGGCUGCGAAAAAACGCUUGAAGGAGAUGCUGGUUAAGCUAGUGGCCAACAGCUUGCCCGUGCCCGGGCCUCAGCCGGAAACCGCCACCACCAUAUCAAGCUUUGAGCUCUCGGGUCUGAGGCUGGUGGUACAGCGGCUCUUCGGGGCCGUGCCCAUCACGGCAGGGACCAUGGCUGCAGCCAAGCGUCUAAUCUUUGAGGCCCAUACCCUCGUAGUCCAAGAGUUAAAAACUCGAGUUCAGAGGGGGGACUCUGGAGCACCCUCGACGCUCGCCACAGCCGAGAGGGAAGAGCGCAUCACCGAGCAGCGUGCAAGGAUCACGGGCCUUUUGCAUCGCGGAGCCAUGCUGUCCUCGGAUUCCUUGACUUAUUUAGGGCCAGACAGGUUCCCGACCAGACAGUCUGAACUUCAGGGCGAGAAGCCAGGGAAGGAGCUUACCAUCGACGGGAACAGUGUGACGGUGAAGGACAAGGCUCUGAGGCGGCGAGCAUUAGCAUUUGAUCUAGUCAAGUGCGCCAGUUACGACACCAUGAAUCGGUAUCACUCGUCCUUGAUUCAUCGGCUGCAGGAGUUGCCACCUCCUACUUAUGUGAAGAUUUCAGUGGCACAGGUGCUCAGGGCAGACAGGGCAGCUUUUACCCGCAUCGCUGAGAGUCUGCCCUCAAUCAAACGCCAGCCCGAUGGGACUUUACCCUUGGACCGAGCCCUUGAGAACAUUCUUCAGGAUCCCAGCGUCAGUUUCCACCUGUUGCCUUUGAAAGGUGGAGAAAGCGACGAUAACAAGCGGAAGUGGACAGAUGAUGCCAAACAGACUGAUGAGGCGAACAAGUGGAAGAAGAAUGGCAAGGGCAAGGGCAAGGGAAAAGGCAAGGAUCAGCCGGGAGCCAAAGGGGCCAAGUUCAUCAAGAUGCCGAAGCAGCUAGUCGGCAAAGCCAGCGAAACCAACGAAGGCAAGAGGCUGUGUUGGGCAUACAACAUUGAUGGGCGCAUCCGUUGCCCAAGCACCGAAAGUGACAGCCAGUCGCCUCGACUGGUCUCGCCGGGGUCGGGGCGGUUGACUGCAUGCCUCAAGCAGCGACAGCUUGACAACAGUUGCGUCAAUUUGCAGGAGCUCCUGCAAUCCUGCGGAACGCAUCCCAUCCUGACGGAGUUCCGGGGUUCCAAAGUCCUUCGCUUCCUCACGGUGCCGGGGGAAAGUUCAGAGGAUGCUUCAGACGACUUGAGUGCAGGCCAGGCUGACGGCCAAGACGAUUCGCUGUCGGACAAGGCUGCUUUUCAAGAAAGGUGUCUCCGAAUCGGCAUGACGCCGGAGCUGUAUGGCAAGCUCAAAGAUAAGGGCUAUGACACCUUCGGGAAGAUCGCCUUUGCUGCUGCGAGCUCCCCGCAGGCCCUUACCGAUGAGGCCAUCGAUGUGUGGUUGGCCACGGUCGUAGAUCCAAGGCCUUCAGCGUUCCAGGUUUCGGUGAUCAGGCGGCUCCUAUUUGAAAGCCAGUCGCUCAACAUGCUGACUUGCGGACCCGUGUGGAAGGCUCGCUUGAAGGGAGUCGUCUUCACGGUGUCGAACCAGCCAUCCCAUGCGAGCAUCGAUCAGGUCACCGACAUGUUGGAAAACAACUCCUUGCGGUACCUGCCGAUGAACAGGUGGACCUCCCGGUCACAGGAGCUGAGCUUGGCAAAGAAGGACUCAUCGAUCCAAAUCGACGCGGAGGGAAACCUCAAGCUAGGCACUAAGGUCCCGGAUCCUGUUUGCGACACAAAUGGUGCUUAUGCGCUUCGGCAAGCCUUCUUUCGCCGCUCGCUGGCUCUGGACCUAGGGAACCUCUGCACCUUUGAGGUGAUGGAGGAGUGGGUCAACACCAUCUUCGAACUGACCCAGCGGCAGGUUCCCACCGGGUACACCAAGGUCUCCUUGUCCCAGAUUGUAGCAGCAGAUAAGGAACUCUUCAUCAGGGCAGCGAACAACCUUGAAGGAAAGCUCCAGAAACCAGUGGGAGCUACCAAGCCGUUGGAUGCAGAGCUGAAGCGUUUGUCUGUGUCGCAUGACAUCACGCAGUUCUUGUCACCCUUGCUCACCCCGCCUCCGCCGGCCCAUCCUACCAAGAGGCCCCAGGAUGGUGACGACGAUGCACCGCCCAAGAAGACUAAAGGCAAAGGUGACAAAGGCAACAAAGGUGGCCAUGGCUUCCAUGUCCGAAUCAGAACUCAGGGCCACUGCCUCUUUGAGGCCUCUAACUCCGAGGUUACCGAUAACUUCAUAGAGGGACCCUACACCGAGGCCCAGGUCACUGAAAUUUUCGGCCAUUCGGAUUGGGGCAUCAUUCCCAGGUUCGUUCUUGAGCAAGGCCUUGAGAAGAAGAUUCGACCCAUAGAUGAUGGGCAUGCUUCGCAGGUCAAUGAGGCUUUCACUUCCUUGAUUAAGCUGGAACUUCAAGGGGCCGACUUCGUUGCGGGUCUGGCCCUGCUGAUCUCCCAGGCCGAAAAGGAACGUUCAGAGCGCCUAGGUGUCGCUGCUAGGAAGUGGGUGGGUCGGACCCUAGACCUCUCAAAAGCUUAUAAACAACUAGGGGUACUCCCGCAACACCGUGACAUCGCCGUCAUCUGCCAUCCCAAUGAAAAUGGCGAACCGCAAUUCUUUAUUGCGAACGCACUGAUGUUCGGCUUGACAUCGUCGGUGUAUGGAUUUGUAAGAGUAGCUAGAAGCUUGCAUUUCCUGCUGGCCAAAGUGCUGAAGAUCCCUUCAGCCAACUACUUCGACGAUUACCCUCUCUUCACGUUGAGAGAUGGGGCCCACGAGCUUGAUGGUUUAACUUCCGAAUUCCUAGAAUUGCUGGGGUGGCGCUUCGCCCAGACCGGGGUAAAGGGUCAACCGUACGAGGAGGCCUUCACAGUCCUCGGAAUGCAGCUGGACAUCAGUCGUUUGCAUGAAGGUGCUGCCGUGCUGGCAAACAAGGAAGGCCGUGUCAAGCGCAUUUCCGAAAUGCUGGGCAGCAUUUUUGACAAGGGAGCCCUGGGCAGGCAUGAGGCGCAAGUUCUCCUUGGACUCUUGAACUAUGCCUCAGGUUUCUUUGCAGGCCGAUCCUUGAAGCCAGCGUGCCACUUCCUGCUCUCCUUGGUAAGGGGGAAGCGCCAAACGGCUGCCGAAAUAAAGCGCUUCUGCAAAACUACGCAGGCUGUCUUGAGCACCACUCCACCUAGAGUCCUUCGCAUCUUUGACCCUCGACCGCCCAUUCAUGUUUGGACGGAUGGAGCUUGGGAAGAUCCUUGGGCGGGAAUAGGUGCGGUUGUUCUUGACACGCUAGAUGAUAGUGCCAGGGUUUUUGCCGGUUGUGUACCUGCUAAGCUUUUGGAACGCUGGAAGCUGGAUGUGGGAUCGCAACUCAUAUGCGAGAUCGAGCUCUACGCUUUGGUUACUCUGCGUCGCAUGCUCCAAAACAGCUUGUGCAACAGAAGAGUCAUCUUUUGGCUUGACAACGAGGCCGCACGCACCUCAGCCAUCAAAGGUUUGAGCCAGAGCGAGUCGAUGUAUCGCCUCGCCCAUUAUCUUGCAGUGAUCGAAGCUGAGGCGCCUUGUAUCGCUUGGUACGAGAGAGUGCCUUCCUUUUCCAACAUAGCCGAUCCCCCUUCACGAGGUGAGGGGCACAGCAUCCUCAGCUUGGUAGGCGCCAAGGUCGUGGAAGCUUUCAUCCAUGAUGAAAGCUCAAACCAGAGAUUCCUUCAUCAGGGGCCAUACGAGAAAAUCAUUCCAAAGAAGCCGCUACACUUGGGCGUGCUAGCAGCCACAGAGAAGGAGUUAGCCAAAGGCUUCGUUGAGGGGCCGGUGAGUGCUAGCGACAUCCCUAGUGAUGGGACGGUCACACAUCGCUUUGGAGUGAUUCAAGGGGCCUGGGGGGGUGGGGGGGAUGGCAGGGGCUUCUUCGCGCAAUGGCAUUAUAUGACGGAGGAUAGGCUCUGGAAUCUUCUUGAAGAUACCGGCUGCACUUGCGUGAGGGAGCUGCGUUUGCAUUUUGAUACUCCUUGGCACCUGGCCUGCUCAGUGGACAGCUUAGAGGAUUCAGUGGUCCUGGCCGAGCAGAUCCUUCCGUCUGCUGUGUCCUCAGACCAUAAGAGAGCUGGCGCGCUUAUUUGGGGCUGGCUCCGGGAUCAAACUGACUUGUUGAAGCGGGUGCAAGGUAGGCUAAAGACGAAGGCUACGAGGAUUGUGGCGCCUCCUUGUGGUGAUGUUUCUCCUGGUGAGGUUUAUGCACAAUUGGUGAGCGGCAGCCUUGAGUUAACGAAGCAGACCAGUAGGGCUCAUGCGAGAUGGAUCUCGAGUGGGGCUGGUACGCCAGCUGAUGCUGAGAAGGCUGCUAGAAAGUUCUGGGGUACAGUCUUGGUGCAAAUUAUGGUGGAGGCUAAGCUUCCCAUCGUGGAUAUUCCGGUUGAAAGUGAGGAGCAAAGGGAACCGGGCACGAGCUUGGCGCAAGGCUCGGGACUGGAUGCUUUGAAGUCAGUUGCUUUCCCGCGGCGUCCGAGUGACGUUGUGGACUAUCUCCUCUUCUUGGAGCAGGAGGUGGGCACCAAGAGCUGUAUUUCGGAGUUUAUGAGUGCUCUAUCUGUUCUGGAGGAUGCAGGGCAGGUUCCUUUGGCCAGCCAGUUGUGCAAGGACAGAUUGGUGGUUGCUGCCUCGAAGAGCUCAGAGGCAGAAGUUCAUGUGGGGGUCACGAGCAAGAAGCAGGCGGCCCCCUUGUCGGUGGCAAUGCUGCUUUCUUUGGAGAUCUUUGUGGUGGCUGAGGUUCCCUUCUUUGUGGGUCGGGAUGUGGGGUUGUCUGGUCGUGAUUGGCUGCUCUCGGGUUUCGACUUGUGGAAGGGCCUUGGGCAGCUGGACAGGACUUUCUUGGUGUUCCAGUCAUCCGAAGAUUUUGAGGAGCCGAUUUUCAAGUUUGCGAAACCGGAGGUCAUCAGCAAUUACAUGCGUUUGAUCUGGCGACAGCUGAAAGAGGAGCUGUUUGAGGAGCUGCGCGAGUGGCUCCGCGAUCGGGGUUCUGUAUUGAAUCAGACUUGGCCUUUAUUGGCCGAUUUCACCGACGGGACGGACAACGCUGCCCCGGCCCCGCCGGUUUCGAACUCAUCUCAGACUGAUAAGGAAUCUCCUUUCUGGGUUAGCAUCAGCAGGCAUUCUGGUCAUCGUCGGCUGCACAUUAGGAAUGGCUGCUGGGUCACUCCGAGCAGUUGCCACCGCUUCGCCGAGGUUUGGGAAGCCGGACCGAAUGUUGCUGAUAGCUUCUGUAAGCUCUGUUAUAAGGAGAAAGUGGAUCCGUCCUCGAGUUCGGGGGAGUCUUCGUCGACCGAGCUCGGGGAGCCGACUGAGGAUAGUGGGGCCCCCGAUUUGAGUUUUCACACCUGA
Molecule: messenger RNA, 10215 nt
Organism: Symbiodinium sp. CCMP2592
Lineage: Eukaryota; Dinophyceae; Suessiales; Symbiodiniaceae
Source: the annotation of a GenBank genome assembly